Molecule: messenger RNA, 2068 nt
Organism: Orbicella faveolata
Lineage: Eukaryota; Metazoa; Cnidaria; Anthozoa; Scleractinia; Merulinidae
Product: EGF-like repeat and discoidin I-like domain-containing protein 3
Source: RefSeq, a predicted model, not a curated record
CGAUCUCACAUAAAUGUACUUCUUAGAUCCGUUGAAAUUCAGUUUUAGCACAGAAAUCUGGGCCGGAAAAUUACAAUCAUGGCGAAUUUUCGGUGCCAGUUAAAUGUGCAGGUCUACCACUACAUGCAAGCUUGUAACAAGCGGAAAGCACGUCCCGUUUUUGGAUGUAACACGUCAAAACCACUUACCAUUGUUCUCUUAAGCCAUUAAGACAUUUCUCCGCGCCACCAUGGAGCACUUUUACGGUGUUUUUGACAAGCAAAUGUCCGCUUGACCGUACUGACCCGCGUUUGAGGCGCUGCAAUUUGCUACUUCCAGACAGUGAUGGAUCAUGAUGCAUCGCUAUCCCACACCCGACUCAUAGUUUUCAGCGUAAACAAUGCGACUCCCUUCCGGUGGUUGGCGCGCUGACCCCUUGAGGGCAACAGAUUUGCGGAUUUUGAGGAUUAGACAAGUAAUCAUAUUACAAAGUGAAGUUAGCACAGUGAUAUCAGAGCUUGAAAUUCCACGCUUCCACGCUUCCACGCGUAAUCUCGUAAAGCUCCGAGUUCGUACCCGUGCGCGGAGAAACACUUAGCUAGUCUCCAAGGCCCAAGGAAGCAUUUUAGCGAGAUGCGUUCAGUAAUUUUUCUCGUGUUUAUCCUAUACUUCACAGCCACAGAGGAAACUAUUGCAGGUUGUUCUUCGCCCCUUGGCCUGGCAUCACAUUCAAUACAGGAUUCCCAGCUUUCCGCAUCCACAUCAAUGAGUAUAUGGCAACAACCUUCCGCUGGAAGGCUUAAUAAUACUAUGAGUUCGGAUUCGUUUGGGGCCUGGUGUGCAGAGCCCAUAGACAUGGAGCAAUGGUUUCAAGUUGAUUUGCUGAAGACAACCAACGUGUCAGCGGUCGCUACUCAGGGUGACAUCUUAGAUGGUAACUGGGUGACCGAGUACGCGUUAAACUACAGCUGUGAUGGAGCCAAGUGGUUCUCAUACACGCACCAAGGGGCGCUUGUUAUAUUUAAGGCAAAUAACGAUUCUGAUGGUGUGGUGACGAACAAGCUAUUUUCCCCGAUAGUUGCACGGUUUAUAAGAGUGAGACCUAUUGCGUGGAACCAGCUUGGAUCAAUAUGUCUGAGACUGGAAUUGUACGGAUGCCAGGGAACACAAGCCUGUCCUCACCCAACACAAGCUACAGCUGCCAUGGCAACAACCCAAACUAUUCUGCAUUCUUUUCCUGUAAGCAACGCACCCUUAACAGGAGCACCAUCAAAAUCCUCGACCUUGGGAUCUGGGUCGGCUGAUUCACCCACAGACGGUGCAGCAGCCACUACAAAUGCAACACCCAUCGCUUGUUCAUAUGCUUUGGGGAUGCAGUCUGGUGGUAUUAACGAUUCUCAGAUCAAAGCUUCCUCGUUCAAGAGUCUUUGGACAAGACCAUCCGAGGCAAGACUUCAUAACCAAGGGAGUGCUCAACAAAUGUCCUUAGGUGGGUGGUGUGCGGACGAUUCGGACAUGAAUCCGUAUCUACAAGUGGACUUGGUCAACAACUCUAUUAUCACCGCUAUAGCGACGCAAGGUGUGCAAGCAAAUGGAAACCUGGCUUUAAGAUACAAACUAAACUACAGCUGUGAUGGAAAAGCUUGGUUUGAUUAUCAAUACGGAAAGAUCUUUGAUGGUUACAGAAAGAAUUUACGUGCUAGGCAAAACACGUUGCCGGUUCCCUUGAAAGCUCGACUCGUCCGAAUUCAACCGUUACUGUCUGGACAGAAUGAAAGGCCCUGUGUACGACUCGAAAUUUAUGGAUGUAAAAUGGCCAGUGUUGUUUGCGGCAACAAGAAGUUAUCGAAUACCACAACAAAGCCUACUCAAUACUCCACGCAAAAUACCAGGAUCGAAACAACCAAUCAAGCAACCUUAGCAACGAACCCAGAAAGGCCUACAAGGCAAAAAGACAUGAUUGUUAUUGUUCAUGGUCGCGAUCAAAGCCAUUCAAGCAACAAUUCUGCGGGUUACAACUCAAUUGGGAAGAUUUUCAUUUUCUUAACAUCUGUUCUACUGCUGUUGAAUAUUCUUUAGCUAACAAAAA